ACCGCCCUCCAUUGAUAGGGAGAAGCCACCUUCUCCUGCACUGGCCCCUAACCCUCAGGGCAGCGGCAGAGCAUGGAUCCCUCCUGAUUCUCUUCUUGGCCCGAUGAUUCUCACGGUCAAGCUGCUCCUGGGCCGGAGAUGCAGCCUGAAGGUGUCGGGGCAAGAGAGUGUGGCCAUGCUGAAGAAGCUGGUGUCAGAGCGACUGCAGGUGCCCGAGGAGCAGCAGUACCUGCUCUUCCGAGGCCAGCGUCUGGCUGAUGACAAGUGUCUCUCCGACUACUGCAUCGGGCCCAAUGCCUCCAUCAAUGUCAUCAUACGGCCCUUGGCGAAGACAGCGGCCGCGGAGACCGGCCAGCCCCAGCCCCUGUGGCACUGUCUGGGCCUGGUCCUAGCCAAACACUUCGCGCCCCACGACACCAAGGCAGUGCUGCAGCUGCUGAGGCAGGAGCACCAGGAGCGCCUGCAGAGGAUAAGCCUGGGGGCCCUGGAGCAGCUGGUGCAGGACCUCCUGAUGGAGGCGCCCUUGGGGGAGGAGGGGCCUGAGGCCAUGCCACCUACCCUCGAGAUGUCUGACAGCCGAGAGACGAGGGAUGGCGGGUAG
Molecule: messenger RNA, 601 nt
Organism: Neomonachus schauinslandi (Hawaiian monk seal)
Lineage: Eukaryota; Metazoa; Chordata; Mammalia; Carnivora; Phocidae
Gene: UBL4B
Product: ubiquitin like 4B
Exons: 2
Coding region: 104-601 (165 amino acids)
Molecular function (GO): protein binding
Source: RefSeq, a predicted model, not a curated record